GAAGAGAUUCAGCCAAAAUGAAACAGCAAUAGACUCGAGACUGCAGGACAACACUUAUUCAAAGGAGCUAAUUGGAUGCAACAAAAUAUUUUUUUUUUAAAGAUGACCUACGUUAGUGUUUGCCUGCUGGCAUUAUGUGUGCUAUUUAUGAAGACAGACGGCCUUCUUCAAUCUCGAGACCUACCUAUAGAAAUGGCAAAAUGCUUGAACAGGUUUUACAGUUCCUGUACCAUAGAAGAAGAGGUCGGUCUCUCUAUUUUACACAACUGUAUACAGGAAUACAAAUGGAAGCCUAAUAGAGAACGACAAUAUCCAGAGAAACGAUUAAGUCCAGAGGGUCAGAGGUACUUGGAAGGGCUGACAAGAAAAGUUCGCUCUCUCCACACCUCUCGGGGCAAGCGACAGGCCGCUGUAAGAAGGAGGAAGGAAUACCGUAUGUUGUCCGCCAACGAAAGGGCAAGGUACCACAAUGCCGUCCGGAGACUCAAACAAAGCACGGGUGGGGAACCAAGCCGUUAUGAUACGAUAUCCUCUUUUCAUACUGGUGAUAUUGAACAAACUGCUCACUUUGGAUGUCAUUUUGCUGGAUUCCAUAGAGAAUAUUUAAAAGUGUAUGAAAUGGCACUGCAAGAGAUUGACCCCACCGUAACUUUACCUUACUGGGAUUCAUUACUGGACCAGUAUAUGGACGACAGUGCAUCUUCGCUCAUGUUCUCCCCUCAGUUUAUGGGAAAUGGUAAUGGUGAAGUGACAUCAGGACCUGCAGCUAAUUGGCAAACGGAAACUGGUCCAUUAAGAAGAAACGUCGGUGUGGAAGGAGAACUGUACCUGUAUGAAGAAAUUCAAAACAUCACAACCAGAACACGUUUUGUAGAAAUAUGCGGAAUGACCAGAGACAUGGAGAAUCAUGGUUUGGAAUUCCAUCAUGGCGAUAUUCAUCUUUGGGUUGGAGGGAACAUGGCUGAACUCAACACUGCAGCAGACGAUCCCCUAUUCUGGAUGCAUCACGCCAAUGUCGACAGAAUUUGGGAACUUCAGCGACAAAAUGCUUUACGAGCUGGAGUUGACAUUGAUAACGACUAUCCAACGAAUCCAGAGGAUUACGGGAACGAGUUUCAUGCCCCUGACGCAGAGUUCGGGUUGUUGAGACCCGAUUUAACAGUCCGAGACGGCGUCCGUCGUAAUAUGAUGGAUGGCUUAUAUAUGUACGAACCAUCUCCAACUUGCAGUGCCAGGUCAAUGGACUGUGGAUCAAACCAACUGCGGUGCGUGCAGCUCAACGGGAACUACAUUUGUAUAUCUAAAACUUUACGAGAAUACCAGAGGGACUUAGAGGAGGAGAGAAAUGGUCAAAGACCUGGAACCAACAACAAUGGCGGUGUUAGCAGGCGACCGACUUUCCCAUGGGUCAAUACACGUUGGUUUAACAGGAACAAUAGAAUCCCAUCGCCACCACAACUAGUUAAUCCCGAAGCUCCUGAACAACUUACAUAUCCACUUAUUGACCAAUGUUCCGCAUUUGAAUAUAAACCAAUUCAAAACAGUUUCUGCGCAAACGGCAGAAAAGAUAUCAAAGAAUGGGUGUACAUUCCAGUUCGGGUGAUAACACAGAGAGAUCCAUCGUUCACAAAGUACGAUUCCUAUCCAGUCAGAAGUGGUAACAUCCGGUCCGGAAGUGACAUUUAUUCCCUCAAUACAUACACCAAACUUAAGUCGGCUUUAAAUCCAGGUCGUCCAGAUUGUUACCAAAAAUGCAAGUCUUCCCAAACCGGGGCAGGAGAGGUAUUCGUCCGCACGGACGGAAUUUCUUAUUCCGGAACUUAUCAAGAGUACGCCAUUGUUGAUCAACGACUGCCCGUCUCCGUGUCUGUAGCUUAUGUUGCCGUGAAGACUCCGAUUCGGGGAAAAACCAGCGCUGUUGUUUCAGCCUAUGAUUCCUGUGGUAGAGUCUGUCGCCCAUCAUGUUUAAAUCUCCGAACCAAGAAAUACGAGCCAUGCUCCGGAGCCAUCGACAUUACCACAAAAUUGCCACAUCUGUACGCAUAUUCGCUUGGAGACUCUAUAAUGAAGCUGUACGAAUUAGAUGGUUUUCCGCAGUUCAACGAAAACGAAAUCUUCCUCUCUUUCUUUUGUGACUAUAGCAACAAGUGGCCUUGGCAGACCGUCAUUAAUCAACACAUUCCCCAACAAUCCUUUUCUUGGACCAGGCCUACCUACCCCGGAAUAGAGGGUCCGAGACGGACUGCCCAACAAACAAGCCCUGUCCGCACGAAAUUCAAUGGGGCAACUUCUUUUGCUGGCACACUGAACAAAUGUGAUCUUGGUAAUGGAUGUAUCAUACAGAAAACAGGUCCCUGUACCAGCCCGUGCUCUGAGAAUCAGAUCUACGAGUGUACCAAUUCCUGCAACAAAUUCGCAAGGUGCACCACGGGAAAAUACUUCGUUAACCGGUGUUAUGGGGGCCAUUUUGACUCAUCGACCUUGAAGUGUAGACCCGGAAUGGGAAAAUGUUCUAUGCACGAUUACAUGUUAUAAACGGUUAAUCUGUGAUACACGACUAUGUGCCAAUAAUCAAAUCAUCUGUGAUAGAAAAAUUGUAAAGAACUAUUUAUCAUUUCUAUUUUGAUACCAAAGAAUACCGGCUAAAACGGUUCUUCGGGUAUUUUUAUAUUUUGUGUAUUUUCCAAUGUUUGUCUAGAUUGAUGUAAAUUUUGUGUAAGCUAUAUUUAACAAAUGAGUAUUAUGCAUGUAAAUUAGGGAAUAUACGCACACUGAUCAAUAACAGAGUGAUAACGCAGAAAUCCAUUAAAAGAACUUUUAUAUAACAAUAUA
Magallana angulata is the source of this 2832-nucleotide messenger RNA. RefSeq lists its product as uncharacterized. The transcript has 5 exons. The record is from RefSeq and is a predicted model, not a curated record. Bases 76 to 2535 code for a protein of 819 amino acids. Lineage: Eukaryota; Metazoa; Mollusca; Bivalvia; Ostreida; Ostreidae. Gene Ontology annotation, molecular function: oxidoreductase activity.